AUGGAUGCGGUGAAUCCUUCAUUGCUGCAGACAAAAAGCGUGAAAAGGCAACAACACUACACGCUCACCCUCCUGGACCAGCUGUUCAAGCAUAUACCCCCUCAGAUGACCAUAGGACUUCUCUAUGACAUUGGAUGUCAACUCGAACGAAGCUGCCAAAAAUGGAAUCUUCUCGACAGCAAUACCCUAUCACACAUAUAUUUCACUGUCGUGAUCAUCUACCACCCGAGGAAGUGCGAGGGUUUUGGAUUUUCUCUCAAGCAACUCAUCCCAUCGUUACACGUUUCUGGGUUCCAUCAAUGUCUCUUCGUCCUCAAUGCUCAAAUUCGCCACCUGGACACAAAAUCCAUCCAAGGCUAUGGGCAUUGGCUCCAUUGGCGAUGGCUACAUCGUCAGACAAAGAAGAACACAACUCUGGACGGUUUACUGGACUUAGAUGUCAAUGAGGAUAUCCUUCGGCAAUCCAAGAACAAGGUGGCGGAGGUUAUUACCACUAUUCUUGCACUGGAGAAGACCCUGGACACUCACAAGACUUCUGUCCGUGAGCUAGAGAUGCAGCUUUAUGUAGAUAUCCUCCGACAUUGUAAAGCUACUCUUGGACCGCAAGGACAGGCCGAUCUUAUGACAAUGAAGAACAACAUCUACCUUACAAUCUGCUUGAAUGCUCAUGCAGUAAAAACUCGUAUUCGGGACCAUCUCCAUCAACGCAAAUUUGAAUUGGAGAGGCUAGAGAGGUCAUAUCGAGCAACAGUAAAUGAUACGUUACUGCUAUUUUGCCUUAAUUUUUUAGCAUGUCUCAUGUAUUGUUAA
Messenger RNA from Suillus bovinus, 810 nucleotides. RefSeq lists its product as uncharacterized. Bases 1 to 810 code for a protein of 269 amino acids. Lineage: Eukaryota; Fungi; Basidiomycota; Agaricomycetes; Boletales; Suillaceae. The transcript is spliced from 7 exons. The record is from RefSeq and is a predicted model, not a curated record.